Pogona vitticeps (central bearded dragon) is the source of this 3083-nucleotide messenger RNA. RefSeq names its product Rac GTPase activating protein 1 (gene RACGAP1). Gene Ontology annotation, molecular function: GTPase activator activity. Gene Ontology annotation, biological process: mitotic cytokinesis; Rho protein signal transduction; mitotic spindle midzone assembly. The record is from RefSeq and is a predicted model, not a curated record. Gene Ontology annotation, cellular component: midbody; nucleus; spindle midzone. NCBI's taxonomy places the organism in Eukaryota, Metazoa, Chordata, Lepidosauria, Squamata, Agamidae.
AAUCAGAGUCCGGAGAGAACGCCGGUUGUGAGGAUUCAAACUUGAAGGCGGGCCCCGAAGACGUUCCCGUUGCAGCGGUGGCCGUUGCGGAUGCUCUUGCCCGCGCCGGUAAGGAAAGCAUGUAAGAGCCUUUCCUCUCACGCGGACCCCUGGUAGCCUGAUGCUGUGGUGCUGUUUGUGCAAAUCUGGUUAACAUUUUGCCCUACAGAAGGCAGUUUCCUGGCAAAACGAUGGAGACAGCAAUGAUGAAUCUAAGGAACAUUUUAAACCAACUGAAGCGCCAAGCAGAAAUUCUAAAUGAAGACAAUGAAAUCCAAUUUAUUCAGCUGGCAAAGAACUUUGAAGAAUUCAGGAAAAAGUGGCAAAGCAUGGAUCAUGAGGUGGCCAGGUGCAAAGAGCUUCUAAUGAAAAGAGAAACUGAGUGCAGUGCCCUGGAUGUGAAGCUGAAACAUGCUAGAAACCAAGUCGAUGUAGAGAUCAAGCGAAGACAGCGUGCUGAAGCGGCCUGCGAAAAGUUGGAGCGGCAGAUCCAGCUGAUGAGGGAAGUGCUCAUGUGUGAUUCAUCAGGCAGUAUUCAGCUGAGUGAAGAACAGAGAUCAGCACUAGCCUUUCUAAACAGGCCUCAGACUUCGACUGGUGGGAACAAAAGACUGUCAACGAUUGAUGAAUCUGGUUCAAUUUUAUCCGACAUCAGUUUCGACAAGACUGAUGAAUCUCUGGAUUGGGAUUCCACAGUAAUGAAGACUGUUAGGCUGAAGAAAAGAGAAAAAAGACGCUCAUCCAGGCAGUUUAUUGAAGGCCCACCUGGUCCUUUAAAGAAAACUCGUUCUAUUGGCGCUACAGCAGACCAAGGAAAUGAAUCAAUAAUUGCAAGAACAACCCUAACUGUACCUAACGAUGGAGGCCCAAUUGAAGCGAUCUCUACUCUUGAGACUGUUCCUUACUAUGUUGGAAGCCAAAGAAACACAGCCAUUCUACAGCCUUGGAACAGUGAUUCAAACCUGGGAAGCAGGCAACUGGAAUGUAAAUCUGAAACAGAUGGAUUUAGCACUCCUGGGAACACUGGGAUGAGACUUCAUGAAUUUGUCUCAAAAACGGUUAUUAAACCCGAAUCAUGUGUUCCCUGCGGCAAGCGCAUAAAGUUUGGGAAGCUGUCCCUGAAGUGCCGAGACUGCCGGGUAGUGACGCACCCAGAAUGUCGAGAGCGCUGCCCCCUGCCCUGCAUACCUACUUUAGCAGGCACUCCCGUCAGAAUUGGAGAGGGAGCUCUUGUGGAUUUUGUACCUCUGACACCACCAAUGAUCCCUUCUAUUGUAGUUCACUGUGUGAACGAAAUAGAACAGCGAGGACUGCAUGAGACAGGCCUCUACCGUAUUUCUGGCUGUGACCGCACAGUAAAAGACCUGAAAGAAAAGUUCCUUCGAGGGAAAACUCUGCCCCUGCUGAUCAAGGUGGAAGACAUCCAUGCUAUAUGUGGCCUUCUGAAAGACUUCCUCCGCAACCUUAAGGAGCCUCUCCUCACCUUCCGUCUUAACAAGCCUUUUAUGGAGGCUGCUGAAAUAAUGGAUGAGGAUAAUAGUGUGGCAGCCAUAUAUCAAACCAUUGGGGAGCUCCCUCAGGCUAACAGGGAUACUCUGGCUUUUCUCAUGUUACAUCUUCAGCGAGUGGCUCAAAGUCCAGAUACCAAAAUGGAUAUUUCUAACCUAGCCAAAGUCUUUGGACCUACAAUUGUUGGCCAUGCUGUGCCAGAUCCUGAUCCCAUGACCCUACUGCAAGACACAAAGAGACAACCUAAGGUUGUGGAGCGGUUAAUCUGCUUGCCUACAGAAUAUUGGACUCAGUUCAUGAUGGUGGAGCAGGAAAACAUUGAGCCUGGACAUAUAAUUGAAAACUCAAAUGCGUACUCCACCCCUUGCACACCAGAUGUUAAAGUGAGCAUGUUGGGACCAGUCACCACUCCAGAGCAGCAGCUGGUGAAGACUUCUUCAAGCAGUUCUUUGUCGCAGAAGAUGAAAUCGACAUUUGGCAGAACAACACCUAAGUUUGGGAGCAAAAGCAAGUCUACAACUGGUCUUGGACGCCAGGGCAACUUCUUUGCUUCUCCACUGCUGAAAUGAAGUAUGCUUCAGUUCUGAACAUCUACUUACUUAUGAACAGCUACAAUAAAGUCCUAGGCUGCCCCUUCACUAUUCCCAGCAGUACUGAGCACCAGUAUCAGUUGUAGACAUCUGUUCUUAGUUUAGCUGAACUUUUAUCUGAAUUUUACUGUGCAAUGUAAAGUAUUCAGUGUCAUUAUCACAUUUAUUGUAGGGGAAUAACUUGCAGAACCUACUCAGCAUGUUAGUAGGAAAACUGCAAGGAGAUGAUCAUUUUUGAAGGUUUUUGUAGCUCAGAAGCUGCUUCCAUCUGUUCAAAAAACCCCAUUAUUGUUUCAUUUGUGUGUUGUUGCUGGAGAGAAGGGAAUGAUUUUGCACCAGCAGUAAUCCUGCUCAUUUCAGAGAAACAGCUAUAAUCCUUCGAGGAAAUGAGUGUCGAUCCAUUGUAUUGGGAAAUCGUGUGUGAUGAAACCGCACUUGUACUCUUCUGGUUAAUUAUAUUUAGUGAAACAAAUGACUUCAAAAAGAAGUUAUGUACACUCAGAACUUGGCCAUGUGAAAAAUGGAACACCAGUGUCUCAUUAGUGUACACAGGCUGCAACUCAAUGCCAGAGGACAGUGUCAUCAGCAUUAAUGAACAACCUACCUGUAUAGCCAUGUUCAUCUUGCAUCUUCUGAAACCUUAUUUUAAUUACCUAGUUUUCUAGUCAAUGUACAUUUAGUGCUGGGGGUACUCUAAAUGUUGCUACCAUAGCAAUCUCAUUUUAUGUGUCUAUUUAUACCUUUCCUAAAUCUUUCUGCCAACAUGGGUUUCAGUGGGCCACUCUGGGUCAAUGCUGAAUUUGAAUGUAUCAUUUGAAAUAUAGUGGCAACAGUCAUUCUUCCCACAGAGAUCAUUCUCCCAUUUCUGUAAAAACUGCUCUCCCUUUCUCAGGAGUAUUUUGUAUUGUGGUAUAGGCUGUCUAAAGUAAAUUUUAACAUGAUCAA